UGUAAACGACAGUAUGCGGGUAAAGCCUUACGUCUUUGUUCAAACGACGACAGAAGAGGGAAGAAUCAAUCGAGGGUUUCAUUUCUCCUCCUCCUCCUCCUCACAAUUACCCUAUGAAUCAAUCAUCCACACUCUGAAAAUCCCAAAUUUCUCACUCGCUUUGUAGGAUGGAUUCAAACUCACAGUCUCCGCCGUGUGGCGAUUCUGACACCAAAAAUGUAUUUCGCAAGCCUUCUGGGGAGGCAGCUAAUAGGAAUUAUCGGCGCCGAUCACCUAUUGAUGGGUCAUCAUCACCUGAUGGUAGUCCCAGGAGAGAACACAGCUCAAGUCCAUAUCCAUCAAGGGAAGAUUCUAUGAGAGUCUCUCACCAUCAUUCAAGGAAGCUUGACGGAAGGGAACAAGACCGAAAAUACGGCAGAAAUCAGUAUGGAAGAAGCAGUGAUUCUCUUAGACAUUCUGACAGACAGUCAUUCCGGAGCUCCUAUGGUAACUCAAGACAUGACAAGUAUGCAGACGAGGAUAGAAAACAUGAGACGUUAUCAUCUCGUUAUGCACGUGAGUCAAGGGGAGAUCAUAUCAGAGAAGAGAGUGAUAGCAGAUCAAAAGACUAUGGGCGUAGUAUGGAUAAGUAUUCACGUGAAAAAUAUGAAAGGUCUGAUUAUAGAAACGAGGAGAAAGAUAUGGAAACGUUUUUGCAGCAUCAGAAAUAUAAAGAUUUGUGUUCUCCAUUUGACAGGUCUGGAUCUGGCAAGAGGUGUGCGGAAUAUGAUGAGGUGGAGAAGGAGAGGCGUACGAGGGACGGGGAUGGUCGAGAUGAAAGAAAGGAUUCUCAAAGAAGUUCCGGAGAACACAAAAGUGACCGUGCUGUUUCCUAUUCAGAAUCUAGGAGCCAAAAUGAUGACAUUGAGAUUAGUAAGAACAAGAACCAAAACUCUAGAAAGGUAGGUGGGGUGUUUGGUAUUGAAGAUAAAGAAUCUUUUGGAAAGAAACCGAAGUUGUUUGGUGCUGAGGAUGACAAUUCUGGAAAAGAUGCAGAUGAAAGGAAGACUUCAAGGUCAAAGCUUUCUCAUGAGAGCAAGCCAUAUGUAGGGGCUGCUAAGACCAGUGGUUUUGAUAGUGGCAAUGAUCUAGAUGCUGCAAAAGUGGCAGCCAUGAGAGCUGCUGAAUUAGUUAACAAGAACUUAGUAGGGCCUAAUUGCUUGACUACGGACCAAAAGAAGAAACUGUUGUGGGGCAGCAAGAAGAGUACACCCACUGAAGAGUCUGGCCACCGCUGGGAUAUGGCAAUGUUUGAUCGCGAGCGACAGGAAAAGUUCAACAAACUCAUGGGUGUGAAAGGAGAAGCCAAAGUGGAGCAGAGCUCCGACAAUCAAAAUGUCAACGACGAACUCCGUGCUGAGAAGCAGAAGGAACUCCAGCUGGAUCUUGAGAAACAGUACACUGCGGGUCUCCGGCGAAGAGAUGGCCGUACAGUUGGAUUAGGUCUUUAAACGUCCACAAGCGGAAUUUUGCAUCUUUUGACCUUGGCAGUUAUUUUGAGUAUACCAAAUAUUCACUAGUGUUAUUCACUGGAUUAGGUCUUUAAACAUUUAAACUUAUCAUGUGUUUGUUACAUGUUUGGGAGUUUAUCAUGUGUAUGAUCUCAUACUUUGAGGAGCUUAUCACAGUCGUAUAAUUUGAAUGUGACGGUUUGAUGCUAGAAUAUAUAAUGGAGCUGGGAGAGGUGUGAGGAAACAUAGACAGUGAUAAGCUUUAAAUUAGAAGUUUUGAAGUAAUGUUAUUUGAUACUUGCUUGA
This is a messenger RNA of Lathyrus oleraceus (garden pea), 1796 nucleotides long. RefSeq lists its product as uncharacterized. The record is from RefSeq and is a predicted model, not a curated record. The coding region runs from base 168 to 1490 and encodes 440 amino acids. The transcript is spliced from 7 exons. NCBI's taxonomy places the organism in Eukaryota, Viridiplantae, Streptophyta, Magnoliopsida, Fabales, Fabaceae.